GUAAGUACUAGGUACCUAUGUAUGUACCUACCUACCUACUAUCUACCUAGGUAGCAGCCGGGUGUUCCUGUUCCCCUCUCGACUCUCGACACCAAAGUGCUACUUACUUACUACUGCUGUGCUCUGCUCUGCUCGGCACCUGUUUGCGGGAGCAAAAAACCGGUUGAACCAUUCAUUGCUCCUUCUCCCAGCCUUCACCACAUACUACAUAUACACAUACAUACAUACAUACAUACAUCCUCAACCCCGUAAAGUACGGCUUCCCGACCUCAUGGUCCGCUUUUCCACCGCUCCCACCUCAAUCCGAACCUACUACUAGCUAGACCAGUGCAUAUAAUACAGCCCAUCUGGGAUCCCUCCCUCGGUUUGUUCUUGCUGCAUCGACUGCGGGCGGAUAUCAAGAAAUGAGCCCCUCCGGUGACGUGGCCUGUGUUCAAGAGAACACCCACGGCAGCAACGAUCACCAAAUAAGCCCUCGCAGCUUCGCAAGGAUAGAAUGCCCUUCCCUGACUCAAAUUCUGUCCGAGUUGGCUCCACCGUCGCCGGCACUCACGUUCGCGGCGACCCAAUCAUUACCCUCUGAGGAACAGAAAGUCCUGUUCGAUUCUCUGCGGAGCUCCCUCAAGGGCGCAGAGGAGCAUGGGGGUCUUGAAUGUUUCGAGGCAAUCCCGAGUAUUCUUCGCACGCUCUGGGAAUGCAAAUCGCUCUAUCUAGCACCGGCCGCAGAGGCUUUGGCGAACGGCAGCAGAAACGCACCAUGGAGGGUCGCAUACGGGCAAGCCGGAAUCUUGGAUUUCUUCCUCCAGCUUAUAGCAUCCAAGGCGUCUGUUGAUGACAAACUUCUUCUUCAUGCAUUUAGGCUGAUUGGCAACUCCUGUGCUGACACUAACGAGAAUAGAGACAGGGUAGUGAAAUCCAAUUACACUUCUGCUAUUGUACAACACUCAAGUAACCUGGAGCUCAUCCAAGUGGUCAUACCGGUCUUGUAUAACACAUGCAUUGAUUAUGCACCCGCCCAGGCCCAAUUGGGUGCCAAUAAGUUACUAUAUGUCCUUCUUAAGCUGGUCAAGGAUGGCACGCUUAAGGGUCGCGAGGCUCUGGUUGAUUACGUUUUUGAGCUUAUAGAGCUAAUUGGAGAACAAGCAUUGACCCAGGCAUGUUUGAAAACAAAUCAAGUCCUCGCUGAGAUAUCCGCAUCGGAUUCAUUUGCGGACUUUUACCCCAUAGAAUCCCCUCUUAUUCAAACUUUAAAGGCUUGGAUGACUUCACGUGAAGACCAAUUGCAAAUAUGCUCAUGCGUCAUGCUGGGCAACUUGGCCCGAUCAGAUGCAGUCUGCGAAAAGAUGGUUCGAGACUUCAACAUACAUCAAGAUUUGAUAUCGAUCCUCAGAAGUGACGCUAAUGCCGCGGUCUUGCACUCCGCGCUGGGCUAUCUGAAGAACUUGGCGAUCGCCGGUGAUAACAGGUUAAUCUUCGGGGAGACUGGCAUAAUUUCUUCGAUCUCACGCUUGUGGCAAUACGAUUCGGUCCCACAGGUCCAGCUUGCCGCGACCAGUAUCACACGACAGGUGAUCAUAUCAACAAUUGAAAAUAUCUCUCGUCUGCUCGAAGAACUCCCCGAAGAAGGGGAUGACUUGACUCCCAAACGAACGUAUCUGUCGCUGUUGCUUAAGUUAUUCCGGAAGACAGAUUCAACCCCGAUUAAAACCGAGAUUGGACGCAUCGUUACUUCCGUAUGCCGCACUCUGGUCCCAAAGUCUCGCGAACAGGAUCUCGCUGCCAAUGAUCUUCUUGAAAGAGUCUUCGACUUGCACGAGGAUGUCGCACUCCCGGUUGGUGCUAUGGUUACCCAGUCACAGUGGCCCGUUGUCCGGAGUGAAGGUUGGUUCGCACUGGCCCUGAUGGCCUCCAGCAACGCGGGCUCCGCGGCUGUUUCGAGAUGCUUGCCAGACAUGGGAAUUCUCCCCUUGAUCGAACAAACGUUGGACGUGGAAUUUCCAGAGCCCACCGAUGAAACAGAGGCAACCCAGUUGGACAAAGAUCGGGGUAACAUCGUCGUUCUCCUGCAGGAAAUCUUGAAGAAUGAUCUGGCCGUGGACGGGGAUGAAGACAAUGGUAAAACAGCGGAGAUGCAAAUGCUGGAAAUCUCGCGCCAAGAGGUGCAAAAGACCAUCGCGGAAGAUGCGCGAGGUCUGAAAAGGCUCUUUCAGUCUCUGUUUGUUUUCGGAUACCAUUACAUUUACGAUCCGGUAGCUACGGGCUUCCGAUUCAUUCAUUUGGUCAUUAUCUUCUUGCCUGUUAUACUCGCGGCCCCGUCUGUAUGCUUCGGGAGGCCAUCGAAAGACCAUGAGAGGGUACGUACAGGGACCCUCUGGUGGUAUAACUUUUUGGUUAAAUCCAUGGAACGUGCAGGUCCAGCAUUCAUCAAGCUAGGGCAGUGGGCGGCUUCGCGCACCGACAUCUUCCCCCCGGAGCUAUGUGAGAUCCUGUCAUUUCUCCAUUCAAACGCACCCGCGCAUUCGCUGCGACAGACUAAAAAGACCAUAAGGAAGGCCUUCAACUGGCUGCCCUUCGAGGACAUCUUCGAGGAAUUUCAUGAAGAACCCUUGGGGGUAGGUGCUAUCGCGCAGGUCUACAAAGCGAAACUGAAGCCCAAUCUUAUGGGAACUAGUAACGACAGCUUUGAUACUCACUCGUACCGGCUACGGGACAAAGUUCGAAAGAAUGUUGGGGCGUUAGUCAAGAGCUCUCCCCAGCGGGUGCCGUCAUCUUAUGUAGCCAUCAAGGUGCUCCAUCCUAGGGUAGAACAUGUGAUUCAUAGAGACUUGAAGAUCAUGUCCUUCUUUGCAUCUCUGAUCAACGCGAUCCCCACUAUGAACUGGCUGUCACUGCCGGAUGAAGUUUAUCAGUUCGGGGAGAUGAUGAAGCUGCAAUUGGACCUCCGAAUCGAGGCAACAAACCUAGUCAAUUUCCGUGAGAAGUUCAGGACCCGAACCACCGCCUGGUUUCCAUACCCAUAUCUUGACUACUCUACCCGUGAGGUGCUCGUGGAAGAGUUCGCUCAGGGUAUCCCGUUGUCCACCUUCCUUGACAUGGGCGGAGGCGUUUACCAGGAAGAGAUUGCAAAUGAGGGCCUGGACGCAUUCCUCCACAUGCUCCUAAUUGAUAAUUUUGUCCACGCAGACUUGCACCCGGGUAAUAUUAUGGUCCGUUUUUAUCGACCAAGUGAAUUGGGUUUGUCGCUUGGCAACAAGUCUCGCGCAUCGGAUGCGCCGACCGCAGCCGAGGUCGAUGUGAUGGAAUCUGUUCUCGCACGGCUGCACCCUCACGUCAAUAACCGGCGCGACUGGCAAAAAACGCUCGAUGGCCUAAACGCCGAUGGUUAUCGGCCCCAGCUCAUCUUUAUCGAUACUGGACUGGUGACCCAGCUGAAUGAACUCAACCGGCUCAACUUCAUUGACUUGUUUCGCGCCAUUGCGGAGUUCGAUGGAUUCCGCGCAGGCGAGCUCAUGGUCGAACGAUGCCGCCAGCCAGAAGCGGUUAUCGAUCCGUAUUACUUUGCAUUGGGGAUGGAACAUUUAGUUCUGAGUGUAAAGUCACGGACCUUUGCAUUGGGAAAUGUCAAGAUCGGCGACGUGCUGAGUGAGGUGUUGACUUUGGUCCGAAAGCAUCAUGUUAGGCUCGAAGGUGAUUUCGUCAAUGUCGUCAUCUCAUGCCUUCUCCUUGAGGGGAUUGGGCGUAACUUGGACCCCAAUCUAGAUCUCUUCAAGAGUUCUCUUCCCAUUCUUCGAAAACUUGGGUCCAACACUACUUCCCUGAAGUCCGUUCGAUCAGGCGACCUGUCUAUGCUCCGUGUAUGGGUUGGACUCGAAGCACGUGGACUGCUCCAGAGUAGCAUUGAAAGCGUUGAACAUACAUGUACCGAAAGGGGGACAUUCGCAACGAGGAAGCCACGAGUUCUUCAAUCCGCUCAAUCUCAUGCCGCGAUACCCAGGCAGACCACUGCUACUCGGUUCGAAUCAAGACCGAACCCCUCUCUCCUCCUACUCUUUGACUCGUUGCGUGUGCGAUUGCACCAUGGAUUGCUACUCGGUUAA
Messenger RNA from Aspergillus heteromorphus CBS 117.55, 4097 nucleotides. RefSeq names its product ABC1 kinase family protein. Gene Ontology annotation, biological process: protein phosphorylation. Bases 405 to 4097 code for a protein of 1230 amino acids. The record is from RefSeq and is a predicted model, not a curated record. Gene Ontology annotation, molecular function: ATP binding; protein kinase activity. Gene Ontology annotation, cellular component: mitochondrion. Lineage: Eukaryota; Fungi; Ascomycota; Eurotiomycetes; Eurotiales; Aspergillaceae. The transcript has 9 exons.